UGUAUAAACCGCACUAACGUCCACUAAAGGCAUUAUUUAUGUUAAUAUUGAGCGUCUAAAUGUUUAAUGCGUACUAAAUAAUCUGUCGCACGUGAUUAUAGAUUAUUUGGGAAACUCCACAGACCGGCGUACCAACAGUGCCACCACAACAACACAAAUGUAAGUAGGAACGACAGCAGGAAGGACAACAGGGCAGACACGCAGCUCAAACAGACAUGAAUCCAUCUCGAAAAAUGUAUCCAAAUGCAAACCAAGAAAACCAGAUGAGAAAUAAUAAUGACAUUGAAGUGAAUCAGUAUGAAUAUGAGCAGCAGAACUCACCUACUACAUCAAAUGUACAGGUUCGAGACCAGCCAACAUAUGCUAAUGGAUACACACUGAUACCACCAAAUAAAUCAAAACACAGCGAACUGCAGAGGAUGAUUCAGAAAGAAGAGGAAGGUUUAAGGCGAUGGAAGGAAGAGAACCGUCCUGGCCCGUUUCAGCUGAAUCCAGAGAGGCUUGGUGGUGCUGUUUCUUUAGUAGAAGUUAGACAGAAACAGCAACAGGAAGCACGCAAUGCCAAAACCAGAAAAAAGCUUCAGAAAGAGGAAACGGAUAGAAAAAAAAGAGAGGCAGAGGAAGAGGAGAUCAAAAGGAUGAAGGCCGAACAACGAGAAAAGGCCAUUAAACUAGAGGCAACUAGAAAACAAGAAGAUCAACGCAGACAGGAUCUGUACCAACACGAUCAUCAAAUGAAAAACAUGGAAUAUUUUAAAGGAAUGGAGACGGACAGCAGAACUGUUUCUAUGACAGCAAGCAAUUCCAUCCCUGCAUCAUCAUGGGCAAAAUGUCACGAGUACAGGGAAUCCAAAAGACAGGAAGACAACGCAGCCCUGCUCCAGAAGAAAGCAGAGCAGCGGAGAAAGACAGAACUUUUGGAGGAAAAACAAAAACGAGAUGAAGAUGAAAGGAGGAGGCAGAUUGAAAGUGACCGUCAGAGGGUGAACUCUGACUUCCUAAAAAGAUUGGAGGCAGUUAGUUUAGGUAGAGUGUCUGAACCCGUGGCAAACCCCCCUGUGAGCAGUAACGUCUAUCUAGAUGAUGAUGAUGAAGAGGCUCCACCCUCAUCCGCAGGACUCAAGCCAUCACAAGCCCAUACAGACAGUGGCGAGCAGGAAGAUUGUGAUCAAAUGUGGGCCGUGAUGAAACUUCAGCAUCAUUUUCCAUACUAUGAGCGUGAUAUGCUGGAAGACAUCGUCAGACAGUGUAAUGGCAAUUACCAGCAAGCAUAUGAACUACUUAAUGUGUAAACGAACACAUUGUUAUUGUGAUCUUCUGGCGUGAUGAGCUUGAGCUUUACAGUUCAUCCAAAAAGAACAAAUCUGUCCUCAUUCACUCAACUUUAUGUUGUUCCAGACGAUUUUCUCUAAUGGUCCUCACACAUUGGGAUCCCUUUUAAUGCCUCAUGUUUCCCGAUAGUUUCAUUUCCCAUUCACUUUAAUUGGAAGUUGAUAGAAAGAGCAGCCAGGAUUUUAUAAAAACUCAAUGUUUGUAUUUCAAAGACAUGAAGAUGAGGAAUGAAAUAAUGAAGUUUCACUAGUCCCACUUUAUAUUUUGUGUCAUUACCUACAGUGUAUGUACAUAAGAAAAAAAUAUUUAAUGAGGAGAACCGGGGUGAAAGUAAAGCGGGACGAAAGAAACAAAGUGAUUUUCUCAGAUUCCUGACUACAUUUGCAUUUUAAACUAUGACAGCAUGUUUAGCACACAACCCUUGACAGAGCUAAAAAAUAUUGCGUUAUUUUCUCACUGUUUUGCGCAUAUAGGUCCAGAAAGCUGUUUUCGACCAUGAUAAGUACAUUUUUCAUAUAACGCGUUGUGUUUCUCUUUCAUGUGUUACAGUACUGAUCAAUCUACAGGUUAUUUAGAGCUCGAACACAUCCUAAAGUUUGACUUCGCAAAGUUUUUCAGAAUAAAAGUUAAUCGGGUUUAAAUGUUAGGAUUUCCUGGUGGGACGAAAGUAAAGGGGGUCGCACACCAACCACGCAGCUCAGCUUCGCGCCGCGUCGCGUCUAGGACAACUCGGAGGUAUCGUAAACCAGGAAGUGCACAUUAAGUAGCGCAGGCUUCGUCAGAUAGCGUCUACUCUAAAAUGCUAAAUAUACGUUAGCAGCCAAUGUUAAUCGUUAAUGAUUUGGGACGAAUAUGAUGUUAUUUAAUGUUAAACUAUUUGAGUGGCGCUCUGUGGGGCGACAGGGAUUUGAGCAACUUUUUGGGUCGUGGCUGGGCGCUGCGGACAGGCGCCACCUGUUGGCGGUGGUGUGCGUAUACUCAUAGAAAACAAUGUGUUUGAUUUUUUAGAACGGCGCGGCGCUGAGCUGUGCAUCCUGUGUGCGACCCCCUUAACACUUGUUACACAUAAUACUGUUGAAUUAUGUUGAAAAUUUAUAUUAUUCUCAUUUGAUUUAAUUAAAUUUUAUAGUGUUCAAACUGUUCAAAAGUUUUUUUUUUCAACAAUUCAAGUUUGUACUGUCAGGUUGUCAAUGUUGAAACAUUUGAUAAAACUGAAAUUUAAAAUGAAAAUGUAUAUAAGAUACAUAUAUAUUUAUAUAAGAUAAAAUACAAAAUAUGUUUGCAGUUACAUAACAAGGUCAUAGUCAUUUACAUUUACUAAAAUCAAGUGUAACGUAAAAAUCUAUAUUGUUCUGUUGUGUUACUUUGACACACCUAUGUGUUACUUUCGUCCCAGAUGGCGGGGAAAACGUGCCGCAAGAUCAAGGAUUUUUGCUGCAACAAUCACAAAAAAACAAAAAAGCAUUUUUCUGGAAGGACUGUCUACAUUAACAGCAACAUUACACACUAACUAAAGUUUAAAAAAUGGGAUCAGGAAAAACAUAACCUUUAAAAACAUCCAAAAAAAAAUUACUUUCUCCCCUGCUCUCCCCUAUAUAAUUUACCAAUUGUGUGCUUAUGUAUUGUUCUGGGCGUUAGGGACAUUGCAGGGAUUGACAUUAAGCGUCAUUAGGCGGUUGUCCUUUGGACAAGUAAAAUUGCCAUUCAAAUUUGUCCGAAUAAAAAAUUUAGUUGCUCGGAGAUAAUAAAUGCAGUUUCAUUUGUGGAGUAAAUAUAAUUGUUUAUUGUAGUUAGCAGUGGCAGCCGGUGACUUCUUUUUUGAGGGCACCUGAUGUGAAACUCGUCAAUACAUGUAUUUAACCCCGUCAUGCUUAUGGCUCGUCACUUCAAAAUAUGUGUUCGGCGCGUCAUGUCUAAAUACAUGUCUGCUGCAAACCCUUCAAAGGGUUUUAUGACAAAAGAGACGCUCACGUAUGCCAGAUACUCGCUUAAUCUCAUGUGUAAUCAGGGUUUAGUAGUUAAUGUUUUGUGAGUAUUUUGUAAGCGUCUCUUUUAUCAUAAACCUUUUCGGCGUGUGUGCAGCAGGCUCGUAUUUUGACAUGACGCAUUAUGCAUAUAGGUUGACAUGACGCACCAAACACCUGACACUCCGAAAACAUAUUUUGAAUUCGUGCCCCUCGGAAGAGAAGUUAUCGGCCGCCACUUGUAGUUAAACAAAACAACAUUUAAUCUAGAUGUAGAGUACAUAUGUUUAUAUGCAAGUUUUUGGUUCAGCACUUUGGUAUGUGUGUGUAUACGCUAUGUGUGCCUGUCGUUAUAACCAUGGGUUUGAAUUUAGCAUUAUUGAGGUGUACUCCGGUAGAAAUGAAUGUCACAGUAAAUAUUGGAUUUUCUCAAUCAUUUUUAAAUCAUUUUAUUUUAUUACUUUUUGAAUUAAUGUAUUUUAAUUUUAUUUAUUUAAUUUUAAUGUAUUUAAUUUAAUGUAUUUUUUCAAUAGAUAUUUUAAAGUUACUUGUCCGGCAUUCAAGUAAAAUUUCUCACUUGCCCUUCUAAAACAUACAGUUGUCCCCGACAUGCGGACAAGCGUUAAUGUCGAGCCGUGCAUUGUAUACAUUUUUUUUUUGUAAUUUAAAGUAGGACAGUUUCAUUUUUGGGUGAAAGAAUCCUUACUUAAAACAAUAGCGGGUUUGAAGAUUGUAGCAUCUUUUGAAAUGACAGAAAAACUAUUUAUCUUGUUUAGUUUGCUCAGUUAUUUUUAUUCUGACACAAAAUGGAUUGACACUUAGCCACAGAGAGAGAAAUCAAACGAAUAAAUCAAAACCCGAGUCUGCUGUGGGAACGUUUAUGGAUCCCAUGUGUACAGUUUGCAGGGUAAAUGAUGUGCAUUCACGAAAUUCAAAGGCUAAUUUAUAAUGAGGUAAAUGACUGGCAAAGUUCUGUGUCUAUCCACCAUAUGGGAGGGACAGUGAAAACCAAACCACCAUACAUUUGCUUCCAGACUGUAUAGGUUUAUUGUUAAAAAGUUUCUGUUAAAGUAAUGGUUUCUGUAAAUGUGGAUGAGAGUUUUCUUGAUCUACAAAAGUUUUUGGCAAAAUAAUACAGAUUCCAAUGCAGAUCCCUCGUUUUUUGGGUAAAAGCUUGUGUUGUUGUUGAAUCAAGAUCACUUAUGCUUCUGCGCAGGAAAAGAUUCUUAUGUAAAUGUGUUCACUGCAUUAAACAUAUCAUUUCCUGUGACAA
Messenger RNA from Paramisgurnus dabryanus, 4569 nucleotides. It is a transcript of the gene epsti1, whose product is annotated as epithelial stromal interaction 1. The record is from RefSeq and is a predicted model, not a curated record. NCBI's taxonomy places the organism in Eukaryota, Metazoa, Chordata, Actinopteri, Cypriniformes, Cobitidae.